Messenger RNA from Hemicordylus capensis (graceful crag lizard), 3815 nucleotides. RefSeq names its product tubulin gamma complex associated protein 5 (gene TUBGCP5). The transcript has 23 exons. Gene Ontology annotation, cellular component: spindle pole; gamma-tubulin complex; centrosome. Gene Ontology annotation, biological process: microtubule nucleation; cytoplasmic microtubule organization; spindle assembly. The record is from RefSeq and is a predicted model, not a curated record. Lineage: Eukaryota; Metazoa; Chordata; Lepidosauria; Squamata; Cordylidae. Bases 135 to 3239 code for a protein of 1034 amino acids. Gene Ontology annotation, molecular function: microtubule minus-end binding; gamma-tubulin binding.
GAAGUCUCGCGAGGAGUUUGCCGCGCGGCGAGAUGUGAAGGAUGAUGGCGACCAAAACAAACCGAGGCGCCGAACGGUCAUUCUAGGAAACCUCUUUUAUUCUCCUUUCUCUCCCUCCCCCGAGGCUCCUCUCAAUGGCGGCCUCCGCAGCUGCCAUGGCGACGACUCCUCCCGCGCACUGGAGUCACUUCGAACAGGAGCAAGACCUCACACUGCGGGAACUAAUCCGGCGGGUAACCGGCCUGUCAGAGCAGAGCGAGGAUGAGCGCGGCCACUUCCAGGCGGCUCUGAACUUCGCCUGGUCCAACUUCAGAUUUCAUCGAUUUCUUGAUGUCAGCAGCCACAAACUGGAGAGGAUAAUAGAGGGAAUUUAUGAAAAGCUGAUUGUUCACUCAGACCUUGUUAAAGCUGCAAGCUGGAAGAGACUAACAGAAGAAUUUCUGAAUUCACCUCUUCCAGCCACUGAAGGAACAAAGACAGAUACCCAUUAUGCCAUACUCUCUCUCUUGUUGUGUCUAUCGGAUUCUCCUUCCAACACUAAUUAUGCAGAAAAACCCAGAGAUAAAGAAGUGGAAAAAGAAGAAUUUGAUUGGGGAAAAUAUUUGAUGGAAGGGGAAGAAUUUGAUUUUGGUCCUGAUGUAGAAACGCCAGAGUGGUCUGAAGUAAGUGAGGAUGAAGAAGAUACAGAGCCUUUGAGCAGAGAAGACUCUGGUAUUCAAGUGGACAGGACACCACAAGAGGAUCAAGAUCAAAACAAGAAGUCGGUGUCUCAUAUUACCUGGAAAGGUGAACCUGAUGCACGUACCUGGCUGGAGCAACAUAUAGUUGCUCAGUAUUGGACUGGUAGAGUUCUUCGUUUUCCCCAUAGUUUGCAUUUUCAUUCUAAUUUAGCAGCUAUAUGGGAGCAGCACUUAUAUAGUAGUGAUCCCUUGUACAUGCCAGAAGAGAGAAUUCUUGUCACUGAAACUCAGAUCAUUCGCGAAAUAAUCUGGCUUCUUUCGGGUGUAAAAAAACUGUUUAUAUUUCAGUUGAAUGAGGGAAAGAUUACUGUAAGGAAUGACAUCAUGGUAACCCAUUUGACCCAUAACUCUUUAAGAUCAAUGCUGGAGCGGAUAGCAGCAUAUGGACAAGUUGUAUUUAGGUUGCAGAAAUUUAUUGAUGAAGUGAUGGGUCAUAGCUCAGAAAGUAUAACACUGGGAACUAUUUCCACUCCCAAGAAAUCUGCAGAAGCCCCAUUUCGAACUUAUCAGGCUUUCAUGUGGGCUCUCUAUAAAUACUUCAUUAAUUUCAAGGAAGAACUGGCUGAAAUUGAGAAGUCCAUAAUCAACAAAGAUACAACAAUCACUCUUUCCAUAGUCAUAGAUAAGUUGUCACACCGACUAGCACAAUUGAAGGUACUUCAUAAAGUGUUUAGCACUGGCGUUGCAGAGGUACCACCUGACACUCGAAAUGUUGUAAGAGCAUCACAUUUGCUUAAUACACUGUAUAAAGCUAUUCUUGACUAUGACAACGUUGGAGAAGCCUCUGAACAAACGGUCUCUCUCUUAUUUUCUCUCUGGGUUGAAACAGUAAGGCCUUAUUUACAGACAGUGGAUGAGUGGAUUGUUCAUGGUAACUUAUUUGAUCCUGCUAAAGAAUUUAUAAUUCAGAGAAACAAAAAUGUUCCAGUUAACCACAGGGAUUUCUGGUAUGCCACUUACACUUUGUAUAGUGUAUCAGAAAAGACAGAGAAUGAAGAUAAAAUGAGUGAUAAUGCUAGUGCCAGUUCGGGUAGUGAUCAGGCACCCUCAAGCAGACAGCACACCAUGGUCUCUUUUUUGAAGCCAGUGCUAAAGCAAAUAAUUAUGGCUGGAAAGUCCAUGCAGUUGUUGAAGAACUUGCAGUGCACAGAUGGCUCUCCACAGCAGGCUGCAUCAAGAGAUGCAGAAAGAAAGAGCCUAUACGCAUUAUUCCUGGAGUCCGUGCAGUCACGCUUAAGGCAUGGGGAGGAACCUGUUCAGGAUGUUUUUACGGAACAACAGGCUACCAAGCAGAGUCUAAUAAAGAUGCAGUCUAUUGCAGAAAGACACUUAGAGUUGGAUGAUGUUCAUGAUCCCUUGCUGGCUAUUACUUUUGCAAGACUCUAUUUAGAACAAGGUGACUGUCAUGAGAAUCUUACUGGUGAUGACGUUUGUGUGGACAGAUCAUCUGAAUCAGUUACAUGCCAGACAUUUGAACUGACGUUGAGGUCUUGUCUUUAUCCUCAUAUAGACAAGCAAUAUCUGGAGUGCUGUGGAAAUUUAAUGCAAACUUUGAAGAAAGAUUACAGGCUGGUAGAAUACUUGCAGGCAAUGAGAAACUUCUUCUUGCUUGAGGCUGGUGACACUAUGUACGACUUCUACACAUCUAUUUUUGAUAAAAUAAGAGAGAAAGACACAUGGCAGAGUGAACCAUUCCUUAAUGUCCAGCUUCAAGAAGCAGUUGGACAGCGCUACCCAGAAGAUAGUUUAAGGCUAUCUAUAUCAUGUGAAAACAUUGAUUUAGCAAAGAAGAAGCUUCCUGUUCAUACCUUGGAUGGCUUAAUAUUGAGUUAUAAGGUCCCUUGGCCUGUGGAUAUAGUUAUAAGUGUGGAGUGUCAAAAAAUCUAUAAUCAAGUAUUUCUCCUAUUGUUACAAAUAAAAUGGGCCAAGUAUAGUCUGGAUGUAUUAAGAUUUCAUGAACUAGUCAGGGCAGCAGAAAAGCCCCAGAAUAAAGGAGAAGCUUUGCUUGAACAAGAACCAUUUCCUCAGUUUGGGUCACAGUUGGAAUCCAUAAAACAACAGACUCAUCGCAUGUUCCUUCUAAGAAUGAAACUCAUGCAUUUUGUUAACAGCCUGCACAACUACAUCAUGACUAGGAUUCUUCAUAGCACAGGCUUGGAAUUUCAGCAUCAAGUGGAAGAAGCAAAAGAUUUAGAUCAGCUGAUUAAAAUUCAUUAUAGAUACCUCUCUACAAUCCAUGAUCGCUGUCUGCUGAGAGAAAAGGUCAGCUUUGUGAAGGAAGCUAUAAUGAAAGUACUGAACCUAGUACUGAUGUUUGCAGAUCGUUGGCAAGCCGGAUUGGGAGCUUGGAAGAUGGAAUCCAUAACAAAGAUGGAAUCGGAUUUUAAAAACUGUCACAUGUUCCUUGUGACAGUACUGAACAAAGCAGUCUGUAGAGGCUCUUUUCCACAUUUGGAAUCUUUAGCCUUGUCACUCAUGGCUGGAAUGGAACAGAGUUAGCAAAAUUCAACAUCUUUCCAACACUGUGGUCAUUCGUCACUGAUUGCUUACUCAGAAUAUCAUCUGAUUUUAAUGGCAGUUUCCCCCCCAGUGGUUAUUGGAUUGCAGUCCGUAUACCAGGAUUAACUUAUUAUAUUUGUAGAUAAAUGGGUGGACACACUUUGUGUUUUUUGAAAUUGCAGAAACAUUCACCUGUAAAUAAAGUACAGUAUUUAAUGAUGCAAUUUUUUCUAUGUCAUUUAUUUCUAUAUUAAAUUAUAAUCUGUCAAGGUAAUGGUUUUUGCUUUCCUCUGUGAGGAAUAAUUUGUAAAAUGCAUCCUGUAAAAUCAGUGUUUUAAAAGGAUUUUCAUGAAUCUUUUUGUGCAUAGCCUAUCCCCUGAAUGGUAAUGGAUGACAGUAAUGUAUUACCCAGAAGCAGCUAUUUACAGUACUGUAUUCACUUUUUCUUUCUGCAACAUGUAGCUUAUAUUUCAGCUGUUCUGAAAUUCUUACAGUUGUAUUGGCAGUAGCAUAGCAAUUGGUAUAAUUCUACUAAAUUCUCAAUAAAAAUGAAUGUGUGUUGACACAGGAACAGUA